ACAUUUGGCUAUUCGAUAAUGGUAAUCUUAUUAAAUGUCAUGCAUGAUUUCUACUAAAAAAACAUUUAUCCACUAUAUAAUAUCAAACUUGCAAAUUUUGUUCUUCUAGUAUAUUUUAGCUAACUAAAACUGAAACUUCUAAACUCUCACCGACUUGGUAAUUGAAAACGUUUUACCGCUUCUGCCGUUUCGGGAUUUCUUCGAACUUUUUACUCUUUAGACUUUUAGUUCCUGUAGCAUUACUUAGAUGAUAAUUCCAUUGGCUAAUGCUACUUACUAGGUAAAAUAAAAUCAUGUGGUUAAGUAUAAAACAAUCGUGUAAAUAUAUUUAAACCAUUUGAAUAUAGUAUAUCUACAUAAGCUUUUUUAAGAAGAGAGAAAAAAGUUUGGAAUACUACAUUUUUGCAUGCACCAAUUCACUUUAGUUUGGUUCAAUCAUGUUGAUAUUCAAAGAUGAAAAAAAAAAACAAUUGGAAAACCAAAAACAUAGAGCUAAAAAACCGGAUUCGUUAUAAGCCACAUUAGUUGCACGAAUCAAGAAGAAGAAGAACAGAGAAGAAAAUGAAACUUAUUGGGUUCCGGAGUGGCGUAAGGAGUGAACUACAUAAAACUCCGGUCUCAAUGAAGUUAUUGUAAAAGAACGCAAAACAUGGAAUUUUCUUUUCUUUACUUUUUUUUAUACUAUUAGAAUACUAUCGUAAACGGUAUAGCAGAAUCCAAGUUUCAAAGUACGAUUUAAAAAUAAAACAAAAAUUGUAUAUAUUUGUCAACCAAGUAAGUAAGAUUAACACGGGGUAGGACACGAGUCGCGAUACUUUUAUUCUUUUUAAAAUUGUCUUAAUUUGAUAUUAUUAUUUUUUGUUAGAUAGGUUUCGUUUUCGUCUCGUUCAGUCUGAUCGAUAAUACUAAAUUUAUCGUGACCUAUAAAAGUUCCCCAGUUUUUUUUCUUGUUUCUCUUUCAUGCAAAAGCAAACAAACUCUUCUUCUCUUGUGUUCUCUCUCUCUCUCUAGCUGGCUCUUGUCUUCUCUCGUCAAAGUGAUUCUGCAUGCUUCAGACUUUUCUCAAAGACUGAUCAUACGAGCGACAUGCAUUGGUCUUGAAUUCACAGCCUAUUAAACUGAGAUUCAGUGAGUGAGGUCUGGUUUAAAGUGUUCUUGUUCUCUGUUCUUGGGAGAACACAAAAGCAGCAAAUAUAGAUUAUGGAACAUGGUUUGCCGGCUAUGAAGUCGAUCAAAUCAUUGAAGUCAUUUGUCAAGAGAAGAAACAAUCCUCAAGAUGUGGGUAAAUCCGGGUGGAGAGUAAAACCUUUUUUGCUUCUCAUGUGUACAGCACUUUUGAUCUUUUGGUAUAAGACCACUAAUAUUCAAUUCGAAGAGACUGAGCUAGAGGAAGCAGAUUAUCCCUUUGACAUGGCAGUGGAAUCUGAACCAGUCGAUGAGAAACUAAAAGGCUUGCCGCGUGGUAUCUUACAGCCUAGAUCGGACCUUGAACUAAAGCCUCUCUGGUCUAGCAAUAGUUUAAGGGCAAAGGGUGUUGAAAUGACUAACCGUAACUUGUUGGCCGUACCCGUAGGCAUUAAGCAAAAGGGUAAUGUCGAUGCCAUGGUAAAGAAGUUUCGUCCAGCGAAUUUCACUGUUGUUCUUUUCCAUUACGAUGGAAAUAUGGAUAAAUGGUGGGAUCUUGAGUGGAGUUCAAAGGCCAUUCAUAUAGUUGCACAGAACCAGACGAAAUGGUGGUUUGCAAAACGAUUUCUCCAUCCGGACGUUGUAUCCAUUUAUGAUUAUGUUUUUCUUUGGGAUGAGGAUCUUGGAGUUGAGAACUUCACACCAGAGAGGUAUUUGAAGAUAGUUAAAGCAGAGGGACUGGAGAUAUCUCAACCGGCUUUGGACCGCAACUCGACUGAAAUCCACCACAAGAUCACACUCCGUUCCAGAACAAAGAAAUUUCAUAGGAGAGUUUACAUCAAUAGAGGCACUAAGAAAUGUUCUAAUACUAGUGAAGAUCCUCCUUGCACAGGAUUUGUUGAAGGAAUGGCUCCUGUGUUUUCAAGAGCUGCUUGGUUUUGCACUUGGAAUCUUAUACAGAAUGACUUGGUUCAUGGAUGGGGAAUGGAUAUGAAACUUGGGUAUUGUGCACAGGGAGACAGGAAAAUGAAGGUAGGGAUCGUGGAUAGAGAGUACAUCUUUCAUCAAGGCAUUCAAACUUUGGGUGAGAGUGUACCUUCUGAUAAGAAGACCAGAACUCGUGACGUUAGGACUAACAGACAUGGCCAUACAACAUUUGAUUCAAGAACCUCGUGUGUGAUGAAACAAGUAGAUAAGGAGGCAGUCGACAUGGGAGCUUCAAAGGUUUGAAGAACGAUGGAAAAAAGCGGUGGAAGAAGACAAGAACUGGAUCGAUCCAUUUUCAUCGAGCUCGAAGAAGAAGCAGAAGAGUAACAGCAUUAGUAACAGAAGACUAAAGCGUGGUAACACUCACAGGGUGAAGCAUAAGAGAAGUCAAGAGACAUCAACAGCAUAACGCAUAAGAGUAGCAUAAACAAGGAUUUUUUUUACACGAGAGAUUUGCUUAGUUUUUGUAAUUAGUUUUAUAUUAUUUAACUCAGUUAUUUAGGAAGAAAAUAAGUUUAUAACCUUGUUUAACAUCCCAAAUAUUUUACUUUAAGAAUUGGGGAAAUCCAAAAGAGAUAAAUCUAAAAUGAAAAUGGUUUACAAAUUAAAA
Molecule: messenger RNA, 2722 nt
Organism: Brassica rapa (field mustard)
Lineage: Eukaryota; Viridiplantae; Streptophyta; Magnoliopsida; Brassicales; Brassicaceae
Source: RefSeq, a predicted model, not a curated record